AUGGCGACACCGUCCACGGCGAAAAACGUAGCGGACGUUCUCUCGCGAAUCACGGUCGCGUCUUCGCAGAGAGCGUCGACCUCUGCCGCGACUCGAUUAGUCGCGGUUUCGAAAACGAAACCCGUGGAGCAACUCCGGGAAGUGUACGACGCGGGACACAAAAUAUUCGGCGAAAAUUACGUCCAAGAGAUUCUGGAAAAAGCGCCGAAACUCCCGAACGAUAUCAGCUGGCAUUUCGUCGGGCACAUUCAAUCGAACAAAGCGAAAGCUCUGGUGCAAGGCGUGCCGAAUUUGAAAGUGGUGGAAACCGUGGAUUCGAAAAAAUUGGCGGAUAAAUUAAACGUCGCGGUGGAGCAGUGCAAAGCGCUUCGCGAGGAACGGCUGUUGGACGUGAUGGUGCAAGUGAACACGAGCGGCGAGGAGAGCAAGUACGGCGUCGCCCCUGGGGAAAACGUCGUAGAUUUAGCCAAACACAUUCGCGAUAACUGUAAGGAGCUGAAAUUAAUCGGGUUGAUGACGAUUGGUAUGCCGGACUACACGUCCAAACCGGAAAAUUUCGACCGCUUGAAAGAAGAGAGGAAACGCGUGUGCGACGCGCUCGGUCUCGGCGAGGAUUACGAGCGCGCGUUAGAGUUGUCCAUGGGCAUGAGUGGGGAUUUUGAAAACGCAAUCGCGAUGGGGAGCACGAACGUCCGAGUCGGAUCCACUAUCUUCGGUGCCCGAGAUUACUCCAAAUAA
Molecule: messenger RNA, 738 nt
Organism: Bathycoccus prasinos
Lineage: Eukaryota; Viridiplantae; Chlorophyta; Mamiellophyceae; Mamiellales; Bathycoccaceae
Exons: 1
Coding region: 1-738 (245 amino acids)
Cellular component (GO): intracellular anatomical structure
Molecular function (GO): pyridoxal phosphate binding
Source: RefSeq, a predicted model, not a curated record